AUGGACAACGACCUGUAUGAUGAGUUUGGCAACUACAUCGGUCCCGAUCUGGACUCGGACGAUGAGGUCGAGGAACUUCCCGAUGAGGAGCACUUCCAAGAGGCUCGCACCCACGCCAUGAUGGAUGACGAUGAGGACGAUGAGGCCAGCGCGCAGAUCCCCGAGGCGACUGGCAUGGAUCAAGAGCCAGAUGUGUCAGCCAGUCAAGCCAUCGUGCUGCAUGAGGACAAAAAGUAUUAUCCAACCGCCGAAGAGGUUUACGGCCCUGAUGUGGAAACCGUCGUUCAGACCGAGGAUGCACAAAUGCUCUCAGAGCCCAUUGUGGCACCCGUGCGCAAGGUCGCUCACACACAGCUCGAAGAUGAGCUUCCAGCUACCGUCUAUGAGAAGGAGUUUUUGGCCCGCAUGAUGGAAACACCAGAACUGACGCGCAACGUCGCCUUUGUUGGACAUCUCCACUCUGGUAAAUCGACCCUCCUGGAUAUGCUCAUUGAGGAGACCCACGAGGUGGAAUGGGGUCCGGAAGCCACCACCAAGCCCAUUCGCUACGGCGACAUGCUGUUCACCGAGCAGGAGCGUGGUUUGUCCAUCAAAAGCACGCCCAUGACGUUUGUACUGCCAGAUACACGUGGCAAAUCACAUCUGGUCAACGUCAUGGACACGCCAGGCCACGUGGAUUUUAUCGAUGAGGUGACCGCUGCGGUGCGCCUGGCCGAUGGCGUCGUGGUCGUUGUUGAUGCCGUCGAAGGCGUCAUGCUCAACACGCAUCGGGUCAUCAAACAAGCCGCACUGGCCCGAGUGCCCAUCACCCUCAUCAUCAACAAGGUCGAUCGCCUCAUCCUUGAGCUCAAGCUGCCCCCUGCCGACGCCUACCACAAGCUCAAGCACACCCUUGACGAGGUCAACAGCAUCGUCAUGACGUAUAGCGAGGGUCUCGAAGACGUUGCCUUAUCCCCUCUCAAGGGUAACGUGUGUUUUGCCAGUGGUCUGUAUGGAUUCUGUUUCAACUUGUUCUCCUUUAGCAAGCUCUACCAGGAGCACUAUGCCGCCGAUUUCAAUCCCAUUGCUCUGGCGCAACGGUUAUGGGGUGACCUGUGGUUCAACGAGGAAACUCGUUCCUUCGUCCGCAAGCCACCCAACAGCAAAUCCAACCGCUCCUUUGUACAAUUUAUCCUCGAGCCCAUGUACAAGCUCAUGGGACAGGUUGUCGGAGACGUUGAUGGUUCUCUGGAAUCCACCCUGCGGGAUGUUGGCAUCUCACUUAGCCACGAGGAGCGCAAACUCAACAUCCGCCCUUUGCUCAAGGUCGUUUGCCGCCGCUUUUAUGGCGAGUCUCUGGGCUUUACUGACAUGCUCCGUGACUUUGUCCCUUCGCCCGUGGCCAAUGCUCCACGCAAGGUGGAGCUCAACUACUCAGGGCCUUUGAGCGAGGACGAUGAGCUGGCUCGUGCUAUGAUGACGUGCGACCCCAAGGGCCCGCUCAUGGUCAACAUCACCAAGUUGCUGGUUUCGCAGGACGGCUCACGUUUCGAUGCCUUUGGUCGGGUCAUGAGUGGUACCCUCGAGGCACACACAGAUGUCAAGGUGUUGGGAGAGAACUACACGGUCGACGACCCGGAGGAUUCUUGCAUCGAGCGCAUUUCCCACUUGUAUGUGUCAGAGGCUCGCUACCGCAUCGAGGUCAACCGGGUGCCUGCCGGCAACUGGGUGCUGAUCCAAGGCAUCGACGCACCCAUCAACAAGACGGCCACCUUGACUGAUGCAAAGAGCGACGAUGAUGUACAUAUCUUCCGCCCACUCAGUUUUGAUACCACCGCACCGAUCAAGAUUGCCGUGGAACCCGUCAACCCAUCAGAGCUGCCCAAGAUGACGGAUGGCCUGCGUAAAAUCAACAAGAGCUAUCCGCUCGUUACCACUCGGGUCGAAGAGUCGGGUGAGCACGUGAUUAUGGGUACUGGCGAGCUCUACCUGGACUGCAUCAUGCAUGAUCUUCGCAAGAUGUACGCAGAGAUUGACAUCAAGGUCGCUGACCCCAGCGUGGGUUUCUGCGAGACGGUUGUGGAGACCUCCACUCUCAAGUGCUUCGCCGAGACUCCCAACCAGCGCAACAAGCUGACCAUGGUUGCCGAGCCGCUUGAUCGCGGCCUGGCCGAAGACAUUGAGAACAAAAUUGUUUCCCUUGACUGGCCCAAGAAGAAAGUCAGUGAAUUUUUCAAGACCAAGUACGAGUGGGACGUUCUGGCAGCCCGCUCCAUCUGGUCGUUUGGUCCCACGAGCAACGGCCCCAACGUACUCCAAGACGACACGCUGCCGGCUGAAGUGGACAAAAAGCUUCUGUUUUCCGUUCGCAGUUCCAUUGUCCAGGGCUUUCAAUGGGCUUCGCGUGAGGGCCCACUUUGCGAUGAGCCCAUGCGCAACUGCAAGUUCAAACUCUUGGACGCACAAAUUGCUGAGACGCCCAUCCAGCGCAGUGGUGGUCAAAUUAUCCCCACUGCGCGCCGCGUCGCUUACUCGGCCUUUUUGAUGGCCACCCCCCGCUUGAUGGAACCUUACAACUUUGUUGAAAUUCAAGCCCCCGCCGAUUGCGUGGCUGCCAUUUACAACGUCCUGCCCCGUCGUCGUGGUCAUGUCACUGAGGAGAGCCCCAAGCCUGGCAGCCCUCUCUACACCAUCAAGGCCUUGAUUCCUACCAUUGAUUCAUUUGGGUUUGAGACGGACUUGCGCAUGCACACCCAAGGUCAAGCCUUUGCUUUGUCUGUCUUUGAUCACUGGCAGAUUGUUUCCGGGGAUCCCUUGGACAAGUCGGUUGUGAUUCAGCCCUUGCAGCCCUCGCCUGCCCCGCAUCUGGCGCGCGAUUUUAUGAUCAAGACGCGUCGUCGCAAGGGUCUUUCCGAGGACGUCAGCAUCAACAAGUUUUUCGACGACCCCAUGCUCCUCGAGCUGGCCCGAGAAAAUGUUGUGCUCGGAGACAGCUAUUAAUCAACUGGGCUUGCCGUCCCGCAAACACGAGUACAGAGAAGCCAACCACCAAACAUAAGAGGGCUUCCAACCGCUGCUGCAAGUAGCCGACAGCAGGCGGACGGAUCCAACGACGAGCUGGCUCGCAUUGUGGUUUUUCAACACGACCUCGUGGGGAGUAUCAGCCCGCCGAGGCGUGAAGAGGUGAUGAUGAGGGAAACGAGAAGAAAAAAAUUUAAAUAAAAAAUUGAACAAAAGUGAAAC
This is a messenger RNA of Monosiga brevicollis MX1, 3222 nucleotides long. RefSeq lists its product as uncharacterized. Gene Ontology annotation, biological process: mRNA splicing, via spliceosome. The record is from RefSeq and is a predicted model, not a curated record. Lineage: Eukaryota; Choanoflagellata; Craspedida; Salpingoecidae. Bases 1 to 2979 code for a protein of 992 amino acids. Gene Ontology annotation, cellular component: U2-type catalytic step 2 spliceosome; cytosol; U4/U6 x U5 tri-snRNP complex. Gene Ontology annotation, molecular function: U5 snRNA binding; GTPase activity; GTP binding. The transcript has 9 exons.